AUGAUGACCAUGGUGUUUGCAGUGGAGGAAAUUAACCGUAAUUCAAGCCUGUUACCAGGUGUUAAACUAGGCUACCGAAUCAUGGACAGCUGUGACCAUAUCCACACCAGCCUGCAAGCUCUUUUCUCUUUAGUCACUCACUCUACAGCAGAAAAUGUAACAGAGGAGAGAAUGGAUAGGAGUACACAACCUGAAACUUUGCCCUCAUGUCUGGCUGAUUCUCCUGUGUCUGCUGUGAUCGGCCUUGCAUCUUCUUCCCCUACAAGAGCUGUAGCUCAGGUGCUUGGCCCUUUCAACCUCCCACUGGUGAGUUAUUUUGCCACUUGCACGUGCCUUACUGACAAGCGUAUGUACCCGUCAUUCUUGCGGACCGUGCCGAGUGAUCUCUUUCAAGUUAGAGGUCUUGUUCAGCUGGUCACCUUCUUAGGCUGGUUCUGGGUGGGCACAAUAGAGACCACGGAUGACUACAGUCACUAUGGAAUCCAAGCAUUCACUAAUCAGUUUAAACAACAAGGUGGGUGUCUGGCAUUUCAUCUGACUAUCCCCAAAUCACCCACAGUGACUGAAAUACAAGAAAUGGCAGACAGGCUGCAGAGUUCAACCGCACAGGUAGUGGUGGUCUUUGCUUCUGAGGUACAGCUGCUGGAACUAUUGUUAGAGGGCACACUGGGCUUCUCUUUCCCUGGAGUUAGUAUUCCUGGCUUAAAAGAGUUUUUGUUGAAUGUCUGCCCUUCUCCCAAACCUGGGAUGGAAUUUGUCAACAUGUUCUGGGAAGAGCUGUUUGGCUGUAGGCUUGAGUUUAGUUCAGACUCUCAAAACAAUUCAACAUACAGCACAUUCAAGGCGUCAGAUGAUGAAAAGCCUAUAUGCACUGGUUCAGAGGAUCUGAGGUACACUGACAGCAGUUAUACUAAUGUAUCCCCGGUCAGAAUAUCUUAUAAUGUGUAUAAAGCUGUAUACGCAAUUGCCCAUGCUCUGCACACUUUAUUGAACUGUGGUUCUGAAGGAUAUGAGGGACUGUGUGAGAAACAUAAAUCAUUUACUACUAGGCAGUUACUGCAUCAUCUGAAGAUGGUGAAUUUCACCAACCAGUUUGAAGAGAAAGUAUAUUUUGACUCCAAUGGAGAGCCGGUCCCCCUCUAUGAUAUCAUUAACUGGCAGAAGGACAGCAAGGGUGAAAUUAGAUUUGUCAAAGUGGGAAGCUAUGAUGGCUCGGCUCCAAUGAAACAACAGUUGCAGAUGGAGCAGAGCGCCAUUGUAUGGACAAAAGGACAGUCACAGGUGCCUGUAUCUCAAUGUAGCGCUCCAUGCUCCCCUGGCAGCCGGCAGGCCAGACGUCCCGGAAAGCCCCACUGCUGCUUUGAUUGUUUGCCCUGUGCAGAUGGAGAGAUAAGCAACCAGACUGGUUCCACGGAGUGCACAAAAUGUCCUGAGUACUACUGGUCAGACAAAGACAAGGUGAAAUGUGUGGCCGGGGUUGAAGAAUUCCUGUCUUUCUACGACACCAUGGGCAUCAUCCUGGUUGCACUCACACUGCUGGGUGUCAUCCUGACAAUCGUCAUCACUAGUGUCUUUCACCGUUUCCGCUCCACACCAAUUGUCAAGGCCAACAACUCAGAAAUAAGUUUCUUAUUACUCCUGUCGCUCAAGCUCUGCUUCCUGUGUUCCCUGGUGUUCAUUGGCCAGCCAUCUGUAUGGACAUGUAGGCUCCGCCAGGCGGCAUUCGGGAUCAGCUUUGUCCUCUGUCUGUCCUGCCUCCUUGUUAAGACCAUUGUGGUUCUCUUGGCUUUCCGGGCUAGUGCACCUGGUUCCAGAGCUGUGAAGCUGUUUGGUCCCUCUCAACAGAGGACUCUAAUCCUGUGCACCACAGCUCCUCAGUUUUGUCUCUGUGCUGGCUGGCUGUUGGGUGCGCCUCCCUUCCCAUUCAGGAACCCAACCUACCAAGCCUCAACUGGAAAAAUUGUUGUGGAGUGUAAGGAACCAUGGCCUCCUGGCUUUUAUCUGGUCCUGGGCUACAUUGGCCUAUUGGCCUUCCUCUGCCUCCUCCUCGCGUUCCUCGGACGCAAACUACCUGAUACGUUCAAUGAGGCCAAGCUCAUCACCUUCAGCAUGCUGAUCUUCUGGGCCGUGUGGAUCUCUUUCAUUCCAGCUUAUGUCAGCUCUCCUGGGAAGUUCACUGUGGCUGUGGAAGUAUUUGCUAUAUUAUCCUCCAGUUUUGGACUGUUACUGUGUAUUUUUGUGCCCAAAUGUUACAUCAUUUUAGUGCAGCCUGAGAGAAACAUUAAGAAAGGAAUGACUGGGAAACAUGUCAAAUGA
Molecule: messenger RNA, 2316 nt
Organism: Morone saxatilis (striped sea-bass)
Lineage: Eukaryota; Metazoa; Chordata; Actinopteri; Moronidae
Product: extracellular calcium-sensing receptor
Exons: 11
Coding region: 1-2316 (771 amino acids)
Biological process (GO): G protein-coupled receptor signaling pathway
Cellular component (GO): membrane
Molecular function (GO): G protein-coupled receptor activity
Source: RefSeq, a predicted model, not a curated record